Messenger RNA from Fonsecaea nubica, 1857 nucleotides. RefSeq lists its product as hypothetical. The coding region runs from base 1 to 1857 and encodes 618 amino acids. Gene Ontology annotation, molecular function: flavin adenine dinucleotide binding; N,N-dimethylaniline monooxygenase activity; NADP binding. NCBI's taxonomy places the organism in Eukaryota, Fungi, Ascomycota, Eurotiomycetes, Chaetothyriales, Herpotrichiellaceae. The transcript is spliced from 3 exons. The record is from RefSeq and is a predicted model, not a curated record.
AUGGGAUCGGUUGGUUACAAGGUGACGGAUGGGCUCUAUGCCCAUCCGUUGAUCUCAGAGAGAGCAAUUGAUGAGCCGAGGCCACUCAAAGUCAUUUAUAUUGGUGCUGGCGUCUCUGGAAUUUGUGCCGCCAUACAGUUUCCUCGAUUCUUACCGACUGUGGAGCUCGCCAUCUAUGAGAAGAACGCCGACGUGGGGGGUACUUGGUAUGAGAAUAGAUAUCCUGGAUGCGCCUGUGAUAUCCCUGCUCAUGCGUAUCAACUGAGCUUCGAGUCAGAAGUGCAUUGGAGCAAAUUCUAUGCUGACGCCCCAGAAAUUCUUCAAUACUGGAAACGAGUUGCCGACAAAUACGAUGUCAAGAAAUAUAUGAAGUUUGGCCACAAGUGCAUCGAAGCUCGAUGGAACGAGGAAACCUCGAAAUGGCACGUGAAGUUCCAGAGAUUAGAUACCGGCGAGGUCGUUGAAGACGUCGGCGACGUCUUCAUGACCGGCGUUGGUGCUCUCAACGAGUGGAAAUGGCCAGACAUCAAAGGCCUGCACGACUUCAAGGGCAAGCUGCUCCACAGCGCAGACUGGGACUCGAGUUACGAUAUCUCAGGCAAAGAGAUUGCAGUCAUCGGCGCCGGCAGCAGUGGUAUUCAGAUCGUUGCCACCCUGCAGCCCAAAGUCAAAUCCAUGGACCACUAUGUGCGUGGCCGGACGUGGAUCGCUGCGACGUUUGGUAACGAGCUUGUCCGGUCCCGUAACGACGGAAAGGAUGGGAACUUUAACUAUACGCGAGAGGAAAUGGAGGCUUGGGAAAAGGACCCUAAAUCUUACGUCCAAUAUCGCAAAGCGCUUGAAGUUGGUAUGCAGGGCGGCUUUGCUCUCACACACAAAGGGACGAAAGAGCACGAGGGUGCGUGGUCAUUAUUUAACCAGGACAUGAGGAAGCGGCUGGAGAAGAAGCCAGAGAUUGCCGAACAUCUCAUCCCAGACUUUCCACCUCUCUGCAAGCGACUGACUCCCGGUCCUGGCUAUCUUGAAGCCUUGGUCGCUGACAAUGUUGACGUGAUCGCGACCAGGAUUUCACAUGUCGACGAGACUGGCAUCGUGACGACGGACGGCAAGCAUCGACCGGUGGAAGCGAUCGUCUGUGCCACCGGAUUUGACACGUCUUUCCAGGGUCGAUUUCCUAUCUAUGGACGUGGCGGCGUCAACCUCCAGGAUCGCUACAAAGAGCGCCCCGAAACGUACCUCAGUGUGUGCACCGACCACUUCCCGAAUUUCUUCCAGUCCUUUGGUCCCAACGCCGGUCUCGGCAACGGUAAUCUCCUGAUCAUCAUCGAAGCCAUCGCCAACUAUGUCGGGCAGAUUCUCCAGAGACUAGGACAAGGAAACACUAAGACGAUUGAGCCCAAGCGGAAAGCAGUAGAGAACUUUACAAAUUAUUGUGAAGCCUUUUUCGAACGGACGGUCUUCUCAGCUGAAUGUGGGAGUUGGUACAAGUCAUCGCCACCCAACGCGACUCCGGAAGAACGAAGACGAGGCCGGGUAACGGCGUUAUGGCCCGGCAGCAGUAUUCAUGCUGUCAAGGCGCUUGAGAAGGUGAGAUUCGACGACUUUGAAAUGACUGCAGCCGAUGGAAAUGAGUUUGGAUGGUUCGGCGACGGAUGGGCGUCCGCGGAGAGAACGGGAGAUGUGGAGGGCUUGACGUGGUAUCUGAACAACACAAGCUUCACACACGAACCAUUGGAAAAGGGCGAGACAUUGAAGGUGACCGAGGACAAGGUGGUGAUUAACGGGGAUGCAGAGGGUGUCGAGAAGGGCGAGAUUGUAAAGGAGAUGCGAGUGCCUGACGGGGUUGCUGCGACGUAG